Molecule: messenger RNA, 932 nt
Organism: Suricata suricatta (meerkat)
Lineage: Eukaryota; Metazoa; Chordata; Mammalia; Carnivora; Herpestidae
Product: allergen Fel d 4-like
Exons: 7
Coding region: 94-663 (189 amino acids)
Molecular function (GO): small molecule binding; odorant binding
Source: RefSeq, a predicted model, not a curated record
AUAUAAGGGCAGAGGCGCUGGGGAGCGGAGCCAUCGUCCGGGAGAGACCCGCUCCCAGUGCCUGGAGGGAAGGCGGCGCGAGCUCCCGCCGAGAUGAAGCUGCUGCUGCUGUGUGUGGGGCUGAGCCUCGUCUGCGCCCACGCGGAAGGAGACGUUGUGAGAAGCAACAUCGAUAUUUCAAAGAUUUCAGGGGAGUGGUAUUCCAUUCUCGUGGCCUCCGAUGCCAGGGAAAAGAUAGAAGACGGUGGUAGCAUGAGGGUUUUUAUCGAACACAUCGAAGCCUUGGAAAACUCUUCUCUGCUCUUUGUAUUUCAUGUACAAGAGAAUGGAAAGUGUAUUCAACUAACUCUGGUUGCUGACCAAACAGAAGAGGAUGGUGUGUAUAGUGUUGGGUAUGACGGACACAAUGUAUUUAGGAUAGUUGAAACGGACUAUGGUACUUAUAUCAUAUUUUAUCUUACGAAUUUCAGCAAGAAUAAAACAUUCCGACUGAUAGAGCUCUAUGGCCGAGAACCAGAUGUGAGUCCAAAACUAAAGGAACACUUUGUGAAAUAUUGUCAAGAACAUGGGAUUGCUAAGGAAAACAUGAUUGACCUGACCAAAGUUGACCGCUGUCUCCAAGCCCGAGGGAGCGAAGGGGCCCAGGCCUCCAGUGCUGAGUGAAUGCUUCCUCACCUGGGCUCCGAGAUCUCCCCUUCCGUGGUCCCCACACCAUCUAGUGACCAGAGCAGUGACCCGAUUUCCAUCAUUAUCACAUAUGAAAGCAUUCUCUCUGCAUCUUCAUGAUCUUCCUUAAUUGUCUAGGAAAAGUCAUCAACCAACCAAGAAUUAAAGAUUUUCUUCAAAUUUUGCAACUGCCUUUGCGAUACCCAGGAUAACUGUGUCAUGAAUAAGAACUUCCUCUGCCUGGUCAAUAAAUGAUUAGCCUUGCA